This is a messenger RNA of Aspergillus ochraceoroseus IBT 24754, 427 nucleotides long. RefSeq lists its product as uncharacterized. The coding region runs from base 56 to 391 and encodes 111 amino acids. The record is from RefSeq and is a predicted model, not a curated record. NCBI's taxonomy places the organism in Eukaryota, Fungi, Ascomycota, Eurotiomycetes, Eurotiales, Aspergillaceae. The transcript has 2 exons.
GUCGGCCGCGCCAGCCUUAUGCGGCCGAACGGGCCAGUCCGGCGGCCCAGUUUGUAUGGAGCGCACGGACCACCACAUACAAAACCGCUCCCCCCCCAGCAACUUUUGCACGACUUCACGUUUGCGCGCCAAAUCGCCCCCCACCAGGGGUCGGUGGGUAUGUGUAGGAAGGCUAGUACUUGGUGAGGAGCCAAGGAAGACCCCCUGCGCUUUCUUCCAUCCCCGGAAGCGCAUCCCUCCCACCCGGAGGGGUGCCCCGACGGGGGUGUUAAGUCCCGGGGCCUAUGCGUGUGCUGGGCCCCCGGCGUGGUCCGGGUCGGUGUGGGUUCGUGGCGGCUCGCCAUGUCCUUCGCCAACGUCCCAGUCCAUGGGGUGCGCCGCCCUUCAGUAGCCGCCGUUCGCCGGCGUGACUGCUGGGUGAGACUCC